Molecule: messenger RNA, 872 nt
Organism: Cinara cedri
Lineage: Eukaryota; Metazoa; Arthropoda; Insecta; Hemiptera; Aphididae
Source: the annotation of a GenBank genome assembly
AUGUCUCGUAAAGAUUUAAUGUUGAUUGAAAAAAUUUCUAAUCUGGAUAAAAUUAAAGCUCAAUCUCAUUCUUCCAGUCUUCGUGAGUUAGAGAAAAUAAUAGGCACCUUUAAAUCGGUACUAAGCCGAUUGAAAAAUAAUGAAAAAGCUAUUCGUGAACAAUGGGAAAAAUUAAACGACAACAAAUGUGCACCUGUGAACAGAAAAAGAAAGCGAGAAGGCAAAGAUCCCGAAGUAGACAAAGCUAUGAACGAAUGGUUUUCUGCUAUUACAGAACGUGGUGUUUGUAUUUCGAGCCCCAUGUUACAGCAGAAAGCUGAGUUUUUUGCUGAAAAAAUUGGACAUGGUAAUUUUAAGGCCACAGAAGGUUGGAUAAGUCGUUUGAAGGACCGGAAUAAUAUUAAAUUCUAGCAAUUUCCCGGAGAAAAUCAAGUGCUGAUACAAACGGAGCUGAUGAAUGGUCUUUAGUUAAAUUACCGGAAAUUUUUAAAAAAUUUUCUCCUCAGGGCAUUUAUAAACGUGAAACACUCGAAGGAUCAAAAAAAGCUAUGAAUCGUAUAACAGUUUUAUGUUAUUGUAAUAUGGCCGGCACAGAUAAAAAAAAGCUGUUGAUAAUCGGAAAGUCCCCAAAGCCAAGAUGUUUCAAAAAUGUAAAAUGGACAAACUUACCUGUUUCUUAUUUAGUGAAUAAAAAUGCAUGGAUGACAGCAGAAAUAUUUACAUCGUGGUUAAAAGACUGGGACAAAGAGCUUGGAAAACAAUCAAGGAAAAUUGUAUUAAUUGUUGAUAAUGCUGGACCACAUCCCCACUUAAUAAAUUUAAAAAAUGUCAUACUUGAGUUCUUGCCUCCAAAUACUACUUUUCUCAUUUAA